Pyricularia pennisetigena is the source of this 450-nucleotide messenger RNA. RefSeq lists its product as uncharacterized. The transcript has 2 exons. The record is from RefSeq and is a predicted model, not a curated record. Lineage: Eukaryota; Fungi; Ascomycota; Sordariomycetes; Magnaporthales; Pyriculariaceae. Bases 1 to 450 code for a protein of 149 amino acids.
AUGAAGUUCUUCGGUAUCCUUCCAAGCCUCUUGCUCACCGCCACUGCUGCUCCUCUGGCCCCUCGCCAAGAAGCAAUCCAAACGACCAACUUCUCCGCCGCAACUGUGCAAGGCGGACCCGGCGCCUCCAUCACCUUUGACGUCGCCUUCCCCUCGGGCCCCAGCACGACCUGCAGCUACAGCGACGAAACAUCGGGCGCGGCGCUGCCGGACGUCUCUCCGUACGUCGCGUGCGCCGACGGGCGCGUCUCGUGGCAGUUUCGCCGCAUCGUCUCGCGCCCCGGCUCCGACGGCUUCUACCUGCUCGUCGUGCGGUACAGCGACGGGCCCAACUCGCGCGCAGGCUCCAAGGAGUGGCAGGCCUCCGAGUUCCCCGUCGUCGUGGGCCAGGAUGGCGUCCAGGAGACCGUGUACGGCGGACCGGCGAAUUUCCCGCUUGCCGAUGCUUGA